Messenger RNA from Balearica regulorum gibbericeps (East African grey crowned-crane), 1910 nucleotides. Lineage: Eukaryota; Metazoa; Chordata; Aves; Gruiformes; Gruidae. The record is from RefSeq and is a predicted model, not a curated record.
ACCCUUUUGAUCUUGAGGCACAGGCCAAGAUAGAAGAAGAUAUAAGGCAACAAAACAUUGAAGAAAAUAUGACGAUAGCAAUGGAAGAGGCCCCCGAGAGUUUUGGCCAGGUGGUGAUGCUGUAUAUUAACUGCAAAGUCAACGGACAUCCAGUGAAAGCCUUCGUUGACUCAGGUGCCCAGAUGACCAUCAUGAGCCAAGCUUGUGCUGAAAGGUGCAACAUAAUGAGGCUGGUAGAUCGGCGGUGGGCUGGCAUUGCUAAAGGUGUAGGGACGCAGAAAAUAAUUGGCAGAGUGCACUUAGCUCAGGUCCAGAUUGAAGGGGAUUUCCUGGCGUGCUCCUUCUCAAUCCUUGAAGAGCAGCCCAUGGACAUGCUUCUAGGACUGGAUAUGCUGAAGAGGCAUCAGUGUUCGAUUGAUCUCAAGAAGAAUGUACUAGUGAUCGGCACAACUGGCUCGCAGACCACUUUCCUCCCAGAGGAACGUCAGAAGCCUUGAUGCAUGUAGUGUGUGUUUACUGCAGCUGGAGUGGGCCACAGACCAGAGAAUAGUGACAAAGAAACUACCUCACUGGAAAUGCCCUCGUUACCAGCUUCUGAUGGGUUUGAAAAUCCAGUCCAAUCUUCGGGACUAAAUUCCAAGAUCUGUAAUCCCACAAAUAAAUUACUUGAUCGUUCUGUCUCUGCCCCUGCUUCAAUUUGCUCAUCCGAAUCUAGCCUCGCAGAGCCCAUUGAUCCUAGAGCCGUCAAGUCUUUUGAGUCUUCAACUGAAUGCCGGAUAACCCCAGAAAAAGAACAUCCUCUCUUACUACAGCAUCUUUCCAAUAUCGCUUCCUUGGCAAAUAACGACCCUUCUCCCCAGACAGGGGAGACAUGCAAAGAACCAGAGAAGGAACAUCUGGAGAAGCAAACUGAGACAACUGACCCAGAACCUCCUUACCAUGUUGGUGGGGUUGAGAAACCUGUUGUGGAAGAAGCCAGCCAGCUGGAAAAUCCUCCUACAGAAACGAGAGGAGAUGGACUGGAGAAAGCAGGUCUUUCCGGUGCAAAAGGGAGUAUCCGAAUGUCAGCCUCCUGUAGCCGUAUGCAUGUGGAAGCCUUCAUGGAAAUAGAUGUAGUUGAGCAGUCUGUAGCUGAAGCGCACAGCUCGAUGAGCGAGCAGAAGCGACAGGUUGAGAACAGAAGCGUGUCUGACCUGAACUCGGACGCCGUCUCUAUGGAGGUGGAGUCGCUGAAGUCUGUAUCCUCCUUGAGUGAUCAGCUUUCCACUGGCAAUGUCCCCCACUCUAAAAGCACUAGUGAAAUUCCUGUAAAGUACAACGAGUUGUCUGAUUUGGCAGCUGAAGACAGCUCUUCCCCUUCCAGCAUCCAUCAGCCAGACACAGAUCCAGGAAGACCUUCAGAUGAGCCAUGUUUCUCUAUAGCAUCAGCCUUGAAAGAGCUGCACAAGCUCUUGGUUAUCAGUCGGAAAGGAGAAUGUAAAAGCCUUGCCUCUGAAGAAGUCUCUCAGCUGGAAAUGAUUCACAGAGAGCCAGCAGCACAGCAGCAGGGGCUUUCUGACGAUGAGCAGAAAGGCUCAGAUCCAGCCAGCCAGGAACAGAGUUGUUCCUUCUAUGAGAUGAGGUCUGAAGGUGGAAAAGCAGAGGGGAAACAGCCUUGCGAUUCUGGCAUGGAAAACAUCAGCGUUGGGUCUGUCGGACACGUGCAGUCAGCUCUCACAGAAGGUGUUUUAGAGAUUCAGAAGUUUUCAGGUGCUUCUCCACCACAUGCUUUUCCUGCGGCCGAUGUUGAUCGGAUCCUCGGCGCUGGUUUUACCACACGGGAAGCUCUUGAGGCUUUGGAACGAGCAGAUGGAAACGCAGAUCUUGCUCUUCUCAUUUUGCUAGCCAAGAGUAUCGUCGUUCCUACGUAA